Messenger RNA from Zeugodacus cucurbitae (melon fly), 1783 nucleotides. RefSeq names its product facilitated trehalose transporter Tret1. The transcript is spliced from 6 exons. The record is from RefSeq and is a predicted model, not a curated record. Gene Ontology annotation, biological process: transmembrane transport; carbohydrate transport. Gene Ontology annotation, molecular function: sugar transmembrane transporter activity. The coding region runs from base 180 to 1601 and encodes 473 amino acids. Gene Ontology annotation, cellular component: membrane. NCBI's taxonomy places the organism in Eukaryota, Metazoa, Arthropoda, Insecta, Diptera, Tephritidae.
CCACCGUAGGUGACAGUUGUCGAUAUUGACAUAUGGCAGACGUACCACGAUAAAGAACGUGUGAAGAUUUGAAUAUAUUUUCUGGUGUUAAAGUACUUGAUCUCAACUCGAGGUAAAAGGAAGCCAAACGCUGUGUGAAACUUUUUGUAAAUUAAAAAUAAUUAACACCGAAAGACAAAAUGACCAGCUCGGAGGGUUUAUCAAUUUGGAGCAAACGCUAUCGUAUGCAAAUAUUGGUUACCAUUGUGGCCCACAUUAUUACCUUCACUCAUGGCAUCAGUUUGGGUUGGCUCUCGCCCAUUAUACAAGUGCUACAAUCGCCUGAUUCACCGUUGAGCUUUACGAUUACCACCGAACAAGUAUCGUGGAUUGGUUCGCUUUUCGGUAUCGGCUUUCUGGUGGGCAAUAUUUUCUUUGGACUCACAUUGGAUCGACUGGGAAGAAAACUCAACAUGUAUUUGCUGGCAAUACCACAUAUGCUAUUCUGGAUUCUGAGCUAUACGGCACAGAACAUCGAUUAUCUCUAUGCUGGACGUUUCUUUGCCGGCUUCACAAGCAGCGGCAUGUAUGUGAUCAUACCAAUUUUCAUUAGCGAGUUAUCAGACAAAGAAAUACGAGGCGCCCUUACGGCCAUGGCGAUGGGUUUCCUCAGCACCGGCAUUUUGCUUGGCUACGCGCUGCCCGCAUAUCUUGAUUACUACUUGGUGCCUUGCAUUAUAAUUGUAUUGCCCAUUCUGUACUUCGUUGCCUGUUUGGUAUUUCCGGAAACGCCACAAUAUCUGAUGAAACGUGGACAUACCGAAAAGGCUGAGAAAUCUUUUAAUUUCUACAAAGGUCUACCCAAGUUGGAAGAAGAUUCACAUCAAAAAUUUAAUAGAGACCUGGAACUGCCACAACCGGCUGUAGCAACGAAUAGCGAAUUCGAAGAACUUAAAACGGCUGUACUAUCUGGUGGGCUGGCCACGCCUAUCACGAUUAAAGAUUUUUUCACCAAGUCGGCCAUGUUUAAAUUUUUCACCGCUUUCAUUGUGUGCAUUCUGAAUCAGUUCUCCAGCAGCUUUGUCUUCGUCAGCUAUAUGUCUGCGAUUUUUGCCUCCUCCGGUUCGACGAUGGAUCCCAACGAGUGCACUAUAUAUAUGGGCGUUGUUGAGAUAGCGGGAACUGUUACUUCAACGGUACUUGUGGAACGUUUUGGUCGGAAAGUUCUCUUGCUUUCCUCUACAGCCGGCAUGGCGGCGUCCAUGUUUGCUUUCGGCAUUUUCGUACAAUUCACCGAUGAAGCGACCAAAGCACAAUACGACUGGGCGCCGCUGGUAUUAAUGGCGUUGGUGGUGUAUACGGCGGCAUUCGGAAUUGUGGGGCUGACAUAUACGAUAAUUGUGGAAAUAUUGCCAGCCAAGAUUCGCGGUCAAGCUCAAGCGAUCAGCAUGGUGUUCAUGAGCAUCUGUGUGUUUGGUGCACUGCAUCUCUACCCCAUGUUCCUCUACAACUAUGGACUGCCCAUCACAAUGUACUCCUGCACCGGUGUUUGUGUUGUUUGCGGCAUUUAUCUUAUAAUUUUCCUCGAAGAGACCAGAGGUAAAUCUAUGGAGCAGGAUUAGUUGGUUGAAGACGUAAGAAUCUAAUACGUAUACAUCCAAGGAAUCUCUUCACAAAUUUAAUGCAUUCGUUCUAGAUGCAAUUGCAGAUACAUCUCCAUAUUUAAUUGUUUUGUUAUUGUAAUUUAUCACAUUUUUCUAGUAAAAUAUACGAAGGUGUAAAUUUAAGUAAAUAUACUGUGUCA